This is a messenger RNA of Spea bombifrons (plains spadefoot toad), 1333 nucleotides long. RefSeq names its product protein phosphatase 1 regulatory inhibitor subunit 14A (gene PPP1R14A). Bases 164 to 580 code for a protein of 138 amino acids. The record is from RefSeq and is a predicted model, not a curated record. Gene Ontology annotation, biological process: regulation of phosphorylation. Gene Ontology annotation, molecular function: protein serine/threonine phosphatase inhibitor activity. NCBI's taxonomy places the organism in Eukaryota, Metazoa, Chordata, Amphibia, Anura, Pelobatidae. Gene Ontology annotation, cellular component: cytoplasm. The transcript is spliced from 4 exons.
GGCGUCGCUCGGGGGGAUUCUCUGGCACCGGUGGGAGAGUCUCUCCGUUGUAGAGCAGCUUCUCUGGAGUGGUCACGCUGGCUAUUUAGGCACCUCCUCCCUAAAUUAGGUUCAGGAGAUCAGUCCCCGGACCUCAGUAACGGGAAGUAGUCUCAGCGUGGAGAUGGCAGCCAGCAAGGUGGUCAAAAGACUGAUAAAUAAGCCCAAUUCUCCAUCGAGCGCCCGGAGUUCUGGCCACGCGAUCCAGAAGAGACAAGCCAGGGUGACGGUGAAAUACGACCGCAAGGAGCUCCAGAAGCGGCUGGAUGUGGAGAAGUGGAUCGAUGAGCGCAUGGAGGAGAUGUAUAAGGGGAGGGAGAUGGACAUCCCAGAUGAGAUCAAUAUAGACGAGCUUUUGGACUUGGACACAGAUGAGCAAAGAAGACUCAGCCUGCAGGUUCUCCUGAAAUCCUGUGCGAGUAACCCCGAGGAUUUCAUCGGAGAUCUUCUCUGCAAGUUAAAGGGGCUCCAGAAGCAGACCAUGCUGAGGAAGAACGGCCUGGACGUCCAUAACCGGGACCCCAUUCACGAGGACGCGUGACCCCCCACACCCCAUUAAUAAUAAUGGGAAGGGGGUCAGAGGUCAAAGGGCACGGACUGUACCUAGAAAGAUCAAUGCGGAUCCCGUAUGAUCCAAACGGCUGAGCGGGGAUCUUUGUUCCAUUUUUAUUAAAGCAAUAAGGCACUCGGGGCUUCGCCGGCGGCAGCGCCUGGUUCUACGCGGCCCCAUGCUGCCCUGUUGCUUUUAACUCUUUCACUGCUGGAGCUGCAGCUUAUAGCCGGGGAUUGAGUCUUUUGAUUUAACCCGUAGAUUGGACUCUUUAACCGGAGCUGCCGGUGAUCGCCGAACCCGCCAACCGGUACAGACGGUAUAUUAACAUGAUGUGGGGGGGCACGUUCUGCAUUGCACCAAAAGAGGUUACCCUACAAUGUAUGUUGGGGGGCAGGGGUAUAGGAGACCCUGUGUAUAAGUGUGUUUGGGGGAGGGGGUCACACCCUGUAUUGUACUGGAAAUUGAAUUGAAUUUUUGGGGCUGAAAUGGUCCGUUCUGCGAAAAGCACAAGCGGGGGGGGGAGGGGGGCAUUACAAGCAGAUAUUAUUUAACCCUUUGCUCUCUGGGAACGAGCCGCUUUAGCAUCACAGUUCGGCUCGAGACACUCGCAGCGCGCGGCGCUUAUUCACUAAACGGCUGCAGAACAAGAACUUAUUUAUACGCUUUUAUUACUUUUUAAGAAUUUUAACCAAAGUUACAAAAAACUGUUUGCUUUUUCUUUUAAUAAAUUCUUUCACAGAA